This is a messenger RNA of Pygocentrus nattereri (red-bellied piranha), 2303 nucleotides long. Its product is annotated as leukocyte immunoglobulin-like receptor subfamily A member 3. The transcript is spliced from 11 exons. The record is from RefSeq and is a predicted model, not a curated record. Lineage: Eukaryota; Metazoa; Chordata; Actinopteri; Characiformes; Serrasalmidae. The coding region runs from base 1 to 2115 and encodes 704 amino acids. Gene Ontology annotation, molecular function: transmembrane signaling receptor activity. Gene Ontology annotation, biological process: cell surface receptor signaling pathway.
AUGGAGUUCAGGUCUCUCUCUGUGAUACUCGUGCUGACUGUCCUCAUCUACAGUGGACAAACAGCGAGACCAAAAGCUACAGUGACAAUACAACCAGCUGAUCCUGUGUUCAUCGGAGAGACAGUCACUCUCACGUGUGAUAUAAGAAGUGGAGAUGACUGUUACUAUGACUGGUUUAAGGAUAGUAAACCUCUCAGUGAAGCUGGACGGGGGAAUAAGUACACCAUUUAUUAUGUUGCUGAGUAUCAUAGAGGAGAUUAUACCUGUAAAGGAAGACGGUCAACAGAGCCGAGUUACUCAGAGACCAGUGAUGCUGUUACACUGACUGUAUCAGAUCUACCCAAACCUACACUGACUGUAGAACCAGAGAGACCUGUGUUCAGUGGAGAGUCAGUCACUCUGAAGUGUGAGAUUAAAGGUUAUGAUGGAUGGACGUAUCAGUGGUAUAAACAGGAUCCAUGGGGUGGAUUGAUUACAGUACCUCAGUCUGUGUAUUACAUUGUAAACGGAGACACUCUCACCAUCAGAGGAGACGCUGUGAUUCAUGGAGAUCAGUAUUGGUGUAGCGGACAGAGACGUUACAGACCAACAUCAUCAGAGUACAGUAACUCUGUUACUCUCACUGUAAAGGAAAAACCUAAACCUGAACUCACAUCAAGCCAUAAAGGAGCUGCACUGAUAGGAAAACCAGUGGUUCUGUACUGUAAGCUGGAUCAGUCUGCUGGAUGGAGGUUUUACUGGUUCAAACACACACAGAGCCCUGAGACUGAGACCACGACUGAAACACACUCCUACACCAUCAGCUCGGUCAGUGUCUCUGAAGGAGGACAGUACUGGUGCAGAGCUGGGAGAGGAACCCCAGUCUACUACACUCACUACAGUGAUGCUCUCUGGAUAAACGUCACUGAGAGACCAAAAGCUGUGGUGUCCAUACAGCCUGGUGAUCCGGUGUUUAUAGGAGAGACUGUCACUCUCAGAUGUGACAUACAGGGAGGAGGAGUCUCUAACUGGCAGUACAGCUGGUUUAAAGAUGAUCCAUACAGACGUGUCAGUAAUGAACACCAGUACAGUAUCAGCUCUGUUACAGAGUCUCACAGAGGAAAAUACACCUGUAGUGGAACAGAGAGAGGAACAUCACGCUCCUCACACACCAGUGAUGCUGUUACACUGACUGUAUCAGAAACACCUAAACCUGAACUCACAUCAAGCCAUAAAGGAGCUGCACUGAUAGGAAAUCCAGUGGUUCUGUACUGUGAGCUGGAUCAGUCUGCUGGAUGGAGGUUUUACUGGUCCAAACACACACAGAGCCCUGAGAAUGAGACCAAGCCUGAAACAGACUCCUACACCAUCAGCUCAGUCAGUGUCUCUGAUGGAGGACAGUACUGGUGCAGAGCUGGGAGAGGAACCCCAGUCUACUACACUCACUACAGUGAUGCUCUCUGGAUAAACGUCACUGGUAUGACUCGUUCACACUCUCUGACAGUCAGUCCCAGUAGAGCUCAACAUUUUAGUGCUGACUCUCUCUCACUGAGCUGUGAGAGACAGAGUGACUCUACUGGAUGGAGAGUGAGACGAUACACACACAGUGAAAAGGUGUCAGAUUGUUCAUCAGGCCUGGGAUCAGUUACAGGAUCUACAUGCAACAUCAGCUCCCUCAGCACAUCCCACACUGGAGUGUAUGGGUGUGAGUCUGAAUCUGGAGAGAGCAGCAAUCCUGUCAACAUCACAGUGACCAAUGGUGCUGUGAUUCUGGACAGUCCUGUUCAUCCUGUGACUGAGGGAGAUCCUCUGACUCUGCACUGUUUAUAUCGUGACCCAAAGCCCUCAAACCUCACAGCCGAGUUCUAUAAAGAUGGAUCACUCCUCCAGACUCAGACUACAGGAGAGAUGACCAUCCGUACUGUCUCAAAGUCAGAUGAAGGUCUCUACCACUGUAAACACCCAGAGAAAGGAGAGUCUCCUCAGAGCUGGAUCUCAGUCAGAGGAGCUUCGUUCUCCGUCUUCAGUCUGCUCAGUAGUUUAAUGGCAGUGUCUCCGUAUCUGCUGGUGACCAUUGUGCUGGGGGUCAAAUGCUACAGAGCUCAAGCUAGACCUGAUGAGGAGAACAAGCAGUGACAGAAGCUGGAGCAUGAUGAUGAGUGUCAUGAGUUUUACAUUAGAAUUAUUCAACUGUGUGUUUUAAACCUCUUUCUCUCUUAUUCACAGUAAGUCAGGUUCAUGCUUAAUGAAUAUUUUUGCACAUCUUCAUUUGUUUGUCACUAUUAAUAUUUUUAUUUUUCAGUUCUGUCUUUAUAAACAGUUGA